CGGAAGCGGGCCACCCCUCCCGAGAGUCGCCGCCCGGGGCUGCGGCCACUCGGCAGCUAGGCGAGCGGGAGGGAGGCAGCGCGGGCCGUCCCGCAGCCACAGCCCCCUCAAGCCUCUCGGCCCGCAGAGCCUCGGCCCGUGCCCCGCCCGACCGCCUCCUCAGUGCCUCCCAACCUCCUCAGUCCCCGUAGCCCCCCGCGACCCCCUCAGUCCUCUCAGACCCGCGGCCCGGCCGCCCGCCCCUCAGCCGCCCGGCGGGGGUCGCGGCCCUCCGCCAUGUCCUCUUCAUCGUCGUCGCCCCGCGACGCGUUCGAGGAGGAACGCGUCUACGAGAGCCAGGCCAAGCGCCUGAAGACCGAGGACAGCGAGCUCGACUUCGCGGCCGGCGAGGCGGCGCCCCGAGCUGGGGGCGAGGGCCGCUUCCCUCCGCCGAUAGAGAUUGAAAGGGAGGACACAGCUGGUACCAUGGCACUCCCGUGUAGUGCUGGGGUUCGAACCUGGGCCUCACGCAUGACAAAGCAGGAGGCAGGUGGAAGCCAUCAUAAAGUUUCUGUUUCACCUGUUGUGCAUGUUCGAGGACUCUGUGAAUCUGUGGUGGAAGCAGACCUUGUGGAGGCUCUGGAAAAAUUUGGGACAAUAUGUUAUGUGAUGAUGAUGCCAUUUAAACGGCAGGCUCUCGUGGAAUUUGAAAACAUAGACAGUGCCAAAGAUUGUGUGGCUUUUGCUGCGGAUGAACCUGUGUACAUUGCUGGUCAACAGGCUUUUUUCAACUAUUCUACAAGCAAAAGGAUCACUCGGCCUGGAAAUACUGAUGAUCCCUCAGGAGGCAACAAAGUUCUUUUGCUGUCCAUUCAGAAUCCUCUUUACCCCAUUACAGUGGAUGUUUUAUAUACUGUAUGCAAUCCUGUUGGAAAAGUACAGCGUAUCGUUAUCUUCAAAAGAAAUGGAAUACAAGCAAUGCUUAUGUUUGAAUCAGUCCUUUGUGCCCAGAAAGCUAAGGCAGCUCUCAAUGGAGCAGAUAUAUAUGCUGGAUGCUGCACACUAAAAAUCGAAUAUGCAAGGCCAACUCGUCUGAAUGUUAUUAGGAAUGACAAUGACAGUUGGGACUACACUAAACCAUAUUUGGGAAGACGAGAUAGAGGAAAGGGUCGCCAGAGACAAGCCAUUUUGGGAGAACACCCUUCUUCGUUUAGACAUGAUGGCUAUGGUUCCCAUGGUCCAUUAUUGCCUCUACCAAGUCGCUACAGAAUGGGUUCUCGAGAUCCGCCUGAGCUUGUUACUUACCCGCUGCCGCAGGCAUCUUCCUCUUAUAUGCAUGGAGGAAACCCCUCUGGUUCUGUUGUGAUGGUCAGUGGACUACAUCAGUUAAAAAUGAAUUGCUCAAGAGUCUUCAACCUAUUCUGCUUGUAUGGAAAUAUUGAAAAGGUAAAGUUUAUGAAGACCAUUCCUGGUACAGCACUGGUAGAAAUGGGUGAUGAGUAUGCUGUAGAAAGAGCUGUCACACACCUUAACAACGUCAAGUUAUUUGGGAAAAGACUUAAUGUUUGUGUGUCUAAACAGCAUUCAGUUGUUCCUAGUCAAAUAUUUGAGCUGGAGGAUGGCACAAGUAGCUACAAGGAUUUUGCAAUGAGUAAAAAUAACCGCUUUACAAGUGCUGGCCAAGCAUCUAAGAAUAUAAUCCAGCCCCCUUCCUGUGUGCUGCAUUAUUAUAAUGUCCCAUUGUGUGUUACUGAAGAGACCUUCACAAAGUUGUGUAAUGACCAUGAAGUUCUUACAUUCAUCAAAUAUAAAGUGUUUGAUGCAAAACCUUCUGCCAAAACACUUUCUGGGCUACUAGAGUGGGAAUGCAAAACGGAUGCCGUAGAGGCCCUUACAGCUCUUAAUCACUACCAGAUACGAGUUCCAAAUGGUUCCAACCCCUACACAUUGAAGCUUUGCUUUUCUACAUCAUCACAUUUAUAAGAAGAAAAGAGCAUGUUGGAAUUUAUGUUCACCUUUAUUACAGUUUUAGAAAUAUACUUAAUUUAAAAAAUUACAAUGGUUGAUCUAAUGUUGCCUUGUUUACUUUAAGAUCCUGUUCUGUAAGAAAACAAUAUUUUGCCUUGAGUAAGUUUGUUGUAAACCUAAGUAUUGAAUUGUUUUCAUUUUAAAAUAAGAGUAUCAUAAUGUAGACUAUCUACAGUUUCCUUGUAGACUACACAGACAUAUGAUUUCUAACCAUAUAAUUUUCUUCCACAGUAAAAAAAUAUAUUUGCAUUCUUAAUGCUAAUUAUCUGCAAGUAUUUUUCCAUUGUGUAUGAGAUUAAUGCAGGUGAAAGUAUUGCAUUUUAAUAUUACAGAAUUCCUAUUAUAUGUUUAGAUGUUUAAGUAUGUUACAGUUAUUCAUAUUAAACAUAACUUGUAUUUAUUGAGUAUUUUAAUCAAGUUUGAGAAUAACACUGCACAUAUGGAAUUUUAAGUACUACAGAUCUAGCUGAUUUUAUAUUUCUGAAAAGCUAACAGACAUAUGGAUACACUUGUAUAGUAUGCACUCAGACUUAUUUAAUUGGUGUAUUUUAGGUCAUAGUUCAUUUGUAUUGACAUGCCUCUGUUUCUAGUUUGAGUUUGAAGAUUUUAUAAAGUUAUAGCAAUGAAUUAGUGUGUUAAUCUUCAUUUGCUGCAUGGAAUUUGAUCUUGAAAAUACAUCUGGUAUUGGCAUUGAAUUUUCAAUAGAUAUUGCUAUUAACAGUUCCUCUUCCAUAAUCUGAGAUCCAUGGAUGAGCUUUAGGGAGUCUAUGACUCCCCCCCCCCCCCCAAAAUUGUACGUAGAGUUUUGUGUACUUGCAUUUUUAUUUUUUACUCUGGAGUCCAUUGGUAAUAUAUGUAUUUUUCUAUAUGGUGCAAGGUAUAAGGAUCUAAUUUUAUUUUUAUUCUAAACAGAUAGCUAUUUGUUUCAACACCAUUUAUUAAACAUUCUUUCUCCCACUGGAUCUGGUUAUUAUUAUUUUUAAUAUGACUUAUACAUGGGUGAGUAAGAUGUAAGGAUUAAACAUGGUAUUGAAGCUAUAGUAGAGUAUAUAGGGACAGUAUAGAACUUUGUAUCAAGUACAUAGCUUUUUUUAUAAUGGAAAAAAGUCUAAAAUUAUAUUUUCAUCUUUUAAAAGAACAGAGAACAUGUUUCACCUACGUAGAAUAACUGUGAAGUCUUAAGACUUUAGACAAAUUGAAAAUAAAUGUUUCUUUUAGAUCUUUUGUAAAAGUUUUGUUUUAAAUUCUGACUUUAAAAGUCAGUUUGCCUUAAUUAACUUAGAAUUGAGCCACAGGCUUAAAGAAUUCUUAACUUGGUCUGUUGAAUAGAAAACUUAGAAAUUAAGCACACAUUAACUUUUAUUUUCCCUUGAAUUUUGACAGCAGUGGACCAGUGAUGUCCCUUUAAGAGCCCUCUGAACAUCUAGAAAAAUCUAACGUUAUGCCAAGGGUAAACCAAAUUAAGCCAUGAAUGUAUGAUACUGGUAUGUGUAUAUUCCUUGCUCAGCACUAACUUAGUACCUGAAUUUACCUGAUGUUACAAUAAACAAAGUUUCCCCCAUAAA
Molecule: messenger RNA, 3572 nt
Organism: Erinaceus europaeus (western European hedgehog)
Lineage: Eukaryota; Metazoa; Chordata; Mammalia; Eulipotyphla; Erinaceidae
Gene: HNRNPLL
Product: heterogeneous nuclear ribonucleoprotein L like
Exons: 14
Coding region: 277-1962 (561 amino acids)
Biological process (GO): regulation of RNA splicing; mRNA processing
Cellular component (GO): nucleus
Molecular function (GO): mRNA binding
Source: RefSeq, a predicted model, not a curated record